Messenger RNA from Cydia strobilella, 582 nucleotides. RefSeq lists its product as uncharacterized. The record is from RefSeq and is a predicted model, not a curated record. The coding region runs from base 88 to 573 and encodes 161 amino acids. NCBI's taxonomy places the organism in Eukaryota, Metazoa, Arthropoda, Insecta, Lepidoptera, Tortricidae. The transcript has 2 exons.
AAAUUUACAAGUAUUUUUUAAUACCCAAAAAAAUAUGGACACGUAAAUGCAGAUAUUCCUACUUCCAUAAACCCGACGUUGUAUAAAAUGGAGAAUCGGGGGAGAAGGAGCAGAAGACGGUCCAGGGGAAGACGCGAAGGCUACCCAGAUUCCACCAGUUUAUUCGGCAAUAAGUGUCUGAUCACUGCUGCACUGGUUUUUGCAUUUGUCAUGCUUCAGUACAAUUGUAGGAACUGCUACGCGAAAAAAGAGCUGAUGAAGAUUACUAGUAGUGUCGAGGAUAUAGCGAAACAUUUAAAAACCAUUCAAAGAAACUACCAACUUAUGGAAGACAAACUUGCGUUAUAUUCUCAAGAAAUACCAAAGCUGGAGGACCAGGUGGCAUCUUUGGAGUCAUUGGCUCAAGCAUUAGACGUCAACAGAUUCGGUUGGAACCCCAGGGUACACGCUACGUUACCGUACGUCGACGUGAAGUUGAAUCAUUUCAACCUUACUCGAAUCCCAACUAAAAAUUCAACUAAAUCGUAUAAUUAUUAUCGGAAUCUCAAAAAUAAUAGUACGAAAGUAAUGUGAACUUUUUGA